GGCGACUAAUAUCAGCGCUAUUGUCCAACCUCAAGCUAUUCCCAUAUUUUCAUAUUCUUUGAUCGUUCCGAAAAUGUUCAAAAAGCCUCUUGCUCACCAGUCGAACGCAACGCCAAUACGUUCGUCGGCUCGUCGUCAGCUACUCUCUGCCAUAUUGGAACAAUAUCCUUCUCUCUUACCCCAAGAUGGGAUGGACGACAAUAGCAAGAAGGAAUUGAACAAACUUAUUCUUCCAGAAGGUGUGAGGACCGCUACAUUCGAAACUAGUACUGGUUUGGAAGGUACAUUCUGGCUGUCUCCUAAUGGUGAUCCGUUAUGGAUGACUCUCGGUCGAAACUCCAAGGAGUAUAUCCCAACAUUGUCUCUCCUCGCAUUGCCACUUCCCCGACCUCCUUUGCCAAUUAUCCAAAUAUAUCAUCCUCUGCCGCCGCCUAUCCUCACUGGUGCCCCGUUGUUCAUUCCUGCAGUUCGUAACAUCGAUAAACCCCACCGACUUCCUGCAGUAAAAAAGAAUCAGCUUGUUGCCUUUGUCACAUCACCCACAAAAGAUGAUAAUGUCCAUUAUAUUGGUGUUGGGCGGGUCGCUGCUGAAGGCGGAAUGAAAGGCGCUUGGGAGCGAAGAUUAGACCAUUUGAUGGAUGGAGGUGAUCGGGAGGAAGGGAAAUUUUCAGAUAUACUCUGUAUUAUCGACGAUCACUUAUGGGAUCUUGGUUCAAAGCCCACACUGUCGACUUUCAUCCUUCCACCACCCCACAACCCCCUAAUAGCUCCCCCAGAAGGAUCCGAACCGAUUCCUAAAUCUUCAUCACCGCCUGCAGUACAGCAUCUGUCCAUAUCAGCGGAAGACGACGCCAAAGCAUCAAUGCCGGUCUCCACUUCGUUAUCCCCCUCGGAAAUAUCCUCUCUUCUCUCUCUCUCCCUUCUCCAAGCCCUCUCCGGUUUACAACCUUCUGCAUUCCCCAUGUCUGCUUCUCUCCUGUACUCAUCUCAUAUUCUUCCUUCCAGACCGGCACACAUACCUCAAGCAAAAAGAGACGAGGUAGUCAUUGGCAAGUCUGAAUGGAAAAGGCUGGCCAAAUGGAUGAAAGAAGCGGGCAAGGAAGGUAUAGUGAAAAUCAAGGAAAGCAAGGGGGAAGUCACUGUUGUGAGCUUCGACUCGCGACAUCCAUCUUUACAAGCCCAUGUGGACUAUAUGACUAUAGCACAGGAAGAAACUAAAGCCGCUAAAAAAGCUGCUCGGGAAGCAGCGUCGGACCAACCAACUAGCGGAUAUAAGCAAUCGCUUGACAUCGAAGAGUUAUGGAAACCUGCAGGCGGUGCAAUUAGCUUCUGGGAAGCCUGUGGCAUCUCCAAAUCUGAUUAUCACUCCCCUUCUGCGCUUAAACAGGCUGUCGAUGGAUAUAUCACGUCUCAUAACCUCCUGCACCCGACUAAUCAUAGAUUCAUCUUGCUUGAUGAUGAGCUGGGGAGGGCUGUGGGUAUCAAAAAGCCGGAGGCGGGCGAGAAAAUGGCGAGGGAUGAAAUUAUCAAUAAGCUGAAGAACGGGGUCAGCUGGGUAGUGUCUAUUGGCGGUACCAUCAAGAAGGGUGCUUUGCAGCCAAUAACCAUGACAGUGAAAUCUCGUGGGGGUCGUAGAACAGUCACACAUGUCACAGGCCUGGAACUUUUUAACGUCGACAUCGAGUCUUUCGCCGAAGACAUGCGUAAGCGGUGCGCCGGAAGCGCCUCAAUCCAGCCGAGAGAAGGGGUAUCCCCGAAAUUGGGCCUACAAGAGGUACUGGUACAAGGUAGCCAACAGAAGUUGAUCACGGAAGCCUUGGUCGAAAGAGGUGUGCCGAAGAGAUGGAUAAUGGAUGAGGGAGAUAAGAAAGGGAAGAAGUAAACUGGAUAAUGACCAUGGAUAGAAUCAUCUGC
Messenger RNA from Cryptococcus deneoformans JEC21, 1914 nucleotides. RefSeq lists its product as hypothetical. The record is from RefSeq and is a predicted model, not a curated record. Gene Ontology annotation, biological process: formation of translation preinitiation complex; translational initiation. The transcript is spliced from 6 exons. Lineage: Eukaryota; Fungi; Basidiomycota; Tremellomycetes; Tremellales; Cryptococcaceae. Bases 74 to 1882 code for a protein of 602 amino acids. Gene Ontology annotation, molecular function: translation initiation factor activity.